Messenger RNA from Guillardia theta CCMP2712, 1923 nucleotides. RefSeq lists its product as hypothetical. The record is from RefSeq and is a predicted model, not a curated record. NCBI's taxonomy places the organism in Eukaryota, Cryptophyceae, Pyrenomonadales, Geminigeraceae. The transcript has a single exon. The coding region runs from base 1 to 1923 and encodes 640 amino acids.
AUGAAGUACAAGGGCAAGUAUCCUGCAGGCAUCAUGGACGAGAAGCUACGAAACAUCGUCACCGGGAUACAGAAUACCAUGACCUCGAGCGUCAUGUUUUCUUCCAACCCUGUGAGCAAUGCGUUGCAGAAGCUUACAACGCAGGUCGUGCUUCUUGCCGUCGCAGCGUUCCUGACGUACAUGUACUCCCAAUCUUCUGAUCUCAGCGGAUUCCUGCAAAACAAAGCUACUUCCGUCUAUGUCGCAAGAUUGCACAUACAAGAAUACCGCGAUCAAGCUCCUCGCGCCUCCGUUCCCAGCGCCUCCGUCUCCAACUUCUCUCUCAUGCUUGACAGCUGCAACCAGCGAUCUCCGGCGUCCACCAAGACGGUGAACAACACGCUCUACUUCUUCUUCGCUCCGCCGGCGGAGGCCAACGGCUGGCACUUCAGCCUCAACCCUGACAAGCAGCUGGCGGGCUACGACCCGAUCGCCUUCAACCUCUCGAUACUGGAGCAGCCGGUGGGGAGCGGGGAGGAAGUAGGGAGUGUGUCGGGGAAGGCGUGGAAGGACUGGACGAGCUUCUCGUGCAGAGAGAGGCCGGGGAUGGGAGUGUGCAAGGAGGGCGAGGCUUACAGGGGGGCUCGGAUGAGUUUCAGCGUUCAGUUUCUACUACCGAAGAUAAUUGCAGCGAUCUUCUCCUUUGUUCAGCCUCUUGUAUGCGUCUUGGCGGUAGUGACGGCAAGGCUAGGGUAUCGACGGGUACCGAAGACGAUGUUCGCGUCCAUGUUUCACGUCAUAGGUGUUUUUGAAAUAAGCCAUGCCUUUCUAGAUACAGAUGUUCUUGCUCCUUAUCUUUUUUGGGGCAUUGGGGACUUUUCUUUCGGGAUGGUGAUCGAGUUUCGAGAGCAGUACAUGAUGACAGUCUUGCCCUUCUACUGCAUCUUCACAUCGUGCGGUGGUGUGGCACUUUACACCCAAUGGUUUAGGUCACCUCCAACCGUCGACACCUUUGGGUACAGUAACUACUUGCUACUUGCCUAUUGGCUUUAUUUGACCAUCGGAAGACAAUUUCUGCUUCACAGGGCCUUCAACAACGUCAAGUCGGAGCUUCUCAAGUACAACGACCUCUGGCAGUCUCUCUCUUCCUCCCAAACCAGCCGCCUGACCCUGGAGCGCAUCGGCCAGCUGGUCUCGCAGGUCCAAGUCCCGACCACGCUGGUUCAGAGCCGCGUGCAUGACCCCGACAGCCCGCUAGAGUCGUCGUCGAGCCCGCUGGAGUGGAUGCUGAGGAGGAGCCAGGGCGGGUCCUCCUCGCUGCGUGUGCCGAGCAAGAGCGUGUGGCCGCUGAGCAAGGACCCGCGGGUGGUGUCGCUAGACCAGCUGUACGCGCAGGCGGUGUUUGCCGACCCGAUCUUCCGGAAGAAGGUACAGGAGCUGGCGGAGGAGUCGAGGGGCUUGUUCCCGGCUCUGCCCCAUGGAUUUAACGGGUCGGUGGAGUGUAUCGGGUGGAGGGAGGCGAAGGAGGACGAGGAGCUUCAGCAGCGGAUCCGAUGGGCGCCGAUGAAGAGCGUGGACCGGGCGGUGGAGAAGCUCGUGCGAUCCUACAACAACGACGUGUCGAGGCUGCUGGACGUGGUGCGGCAGUGCAUCGUCUUCGAGCAGCUCGAGGACCUGUGCGAGUGUCUGGAGCGGAUCCUGGGAGACCCCGAGAUCGUGGUGAUGAGGAUCAAGAACAGGCUGGACCCGAGCUUCGACGCGCGGACGACGGGGGGGUACAGGGACGUACUUUUGAACCUACGGGUGGUGACGGAGAGGACGAGGGAGCUGGGGGUAGCGGGGCACGUGUGCGAGCUGCAGCUUCUGGUGAAGGGGUUUAUGGAUCUGAGGACGACGGAGGGGCACAAGAGGUAUGUAGCGUAUAGGAACCUGAGAUGUGAGUAA